Austrofundulus limnaeus is the source of this 2410-nucleotide messenger RNA. Its product is annotated as MOB kinase activator 1B. The record is from RefSeq and is a predicted model, not a curated record. NCBI's taxonomy places the organism in Eukaryota, Metazoa, Chordata, Actinopteri, Cyprinodontiformes, Rivulidae.
UCUCCGCUUGUCUUUGAACGUCUCAUGAAGAAGUCAGAUAUAUCUCUGCUGUCUCUCAGCGAACAGAGCAGCAGUCACAUCCGAGUCACUCAACAAAACAAACACUUUCUUCUGGAAAAUAUCGUGUUGUUUUAUUUUUAUUUUAUACCAGCAAUUAUUUGGAAAAUUUCCUCCAAGCCGUCCGAGGGAGCCCGAGAAGAAAAGAGGACGUGAGCCUUCAGAGUUCAGCCACACAACAAACCCUUUUCGUCUCCUUGAUUUCAGUUCAGAGGGAUUUUUUUUGUCUGCGCCCCGAGGAAACAUGAGCUUUCUGUUUGGAAACCGUUCAUCGAAAACAUUCAAGCCCAAGAAGAACAUCCCAGAAGGUUCUCAUCAGUACGAGCUGUUGAAACAUGCCGAGGCUACGCUGGGAAGUGGAAACCUGCGAAUGGCCGUCAUGUUACCCGAGGGUGAAGACCUGAAUGAGUGGGUCGCUGUCAACAGAGUUCAACCUGAUUGACAGAAAGGAGCUGGUGCCACUACAGGAGCUGAUUGAAAAACUCACCACUAAGGACAGAUAAACAGCAAUGCAACUCUUUAUGUCACUGUUCUAAUUUUUGCACAGAUACCCACCCCACCCUGGCUGUAUGUAUGCAGUAUAAUACUAGAUUUCCAUUGGGGGAAAUGGUUUUAAUAACGCCAGGAAGAAGGAAGGGUUUUGGUAGGUUUAAGGCACCAGGACUAAUUUUAUCAGGGAUUACAGACUUCAUUAGCAAACAUGAGAUUUACACUAGAGAAAUAACACAUUUAGGUGUUUGGUCACAGUUUACCUUUAGAAUAAUAAAGACCUACUCCUUGUUGAUUAGUUUUUUUUUUGUUAGACUGCACUUUUUAUUUAAAGUUUUAUUUUGAAAAACAGCAUUCUCACAUGGGAGAAUAACAUGUAGUCAAAGUUGCUGUAUUAUAGGGUGUUGAUGGUGUUAUGGCAAUAUUUGAAGCCACUUAAACAGUAAUAGUUAUGUUUUUUUUCCUAUAUAUAUAUAUAUAUAUAUAUAUAUAUAUAUAGUGUCAGAGUCUUGGGUUUGCUACUGUAAUUGCCGUCAAUACAAAAAAAAAAUCCUCUAAGUGCCUAGCAUGGCUCAUAGUUGCCCUAUAUUCACACUGAGAAAUGUCUGAAGAAUAUUUCUACCCACCUCUCUGUAAAGUAACACGUUCUACAUCUGCCACUUGGUCAGAAUGAUUUUUGCUGUAAACUCAUCAGUUUUAUUUAGUGAUGGAGUCUUUUUUGCUGUUUGCUCAGCAGGUUCUGAUUAAAUGAAUGUGCUGAAGGACGUAGACGUGAGGUUAGAACAUGUUGUAGCAGGGAAUAAAUAAAUGAAUAAACUCAUAGCAAUGUCUAGUGACAUGUCCCUGUGCUCUAGUCCCCCCCAAAUGAAGUAGAAAUAAGUUUUAGGAAAAGUUUUCAAGGGAUCUAAACCUUUAAAUUGUAUCUAUGUGUCUUGAGAUAGAUGCAGGUUACCUUCACUGUUUGAAUUGGAUUAAUCUUCAUCCCUUGUUUCAAUAGCCAUGAAGCACUUUGACCAACUUUCCUGACCACUCUUGCCUGAAUGUUUCCUCUCCGUAUGCUGUAGUUUGUAAAAAGCUGUAUCAUGUGACUGAUCGUUUGUUUUCCACCUGCAAAUUGCCCAAAUGAAUGUUAAAAUGGCCCAAACAUGUCUGCAGUCAGCUGCAGGGCACGAGUUGAGGUUUUCUUCUGGUUUGUUUGUCGCCAUGCUUUAAUCAGCAGACGCAUGCCCCACCCACCCACCCCCCUAAUGUCAAAGUUGAGUUUGCUAUGCAAUGACUGACGCUAAAAGGAUCAUCAGUUGGCUCUUUCCUGAUCUUUAUCCUAUAGUAAACUUUCCCAGUAGUGCUUGAAUUUGAGUGUGUGAAAAAUAAUAGCGAUGCUUGUCUGUCAGAUUUAGUUUCAAGCUGGUGACCUGAACGUUUUCUACCUGAACUGUUCAUCAGGGGUGUAAAUCCCCUGAUGCACACAUGUAAAUACUGAGAAGUGACUGAUCCUGAGAAAAUAGAUUUUCAGCAAGCAUGGAGUGUUAGCUUUUGGUGAACUGAAUGCAUCGAGUCUUUUUGGAGGCUACUUCCUCUCCCUUAUUUGGAUAUUAAAACUUUUUGUUUUAUAUUUUGUCGUUUUUUUUUUUAAAUAUAAUUAUUAACUGCAUUAUAUGAAUGUUAUUGGUCACCAGAUAUCUGAACUUGUUAUAGAAAAAUGAGUCCUCCUGAUAAAAUGCUCACAAGACCUGUUGCCUCCAGUUUAUCCUCUUUCCGUUUUAAUUAUUGAUGAAAUGUUUGUAAAUAACAGCUUGAUUUUGAAUUUUCGAUGCUACUGAAUAGAUUUAUGCUGUUUACAAGGCAAAUAAAGAUGGUCUCUCGA